Messenger RNA from Ipomoea nil (Japanese morning glory), 2731 nucleotides. RefSeq names its product inter-alpha-trypsin inhibitor heavy chain H3-like. The transcript is spliced from 13 exons. NCBI's taxonomy places the organism in Eukaryota, Viridiplantae, Streptophyta, Magnoliopsida, Solanales, Convolvulaceae. Bases 250 to 2514 code for a protein of 754 amino acids. The record is from RefSeq and is a predicted model, not a curated record.
AAAGAGAAAGAAAGAGGUUGAGUUUGAAGGAAGAAGCAAAGGAACCAAACAAUCACGACGUGUUUAACGUCCGUCGCUUUCUCCGAGAAUUCAUCCAUUCUUAUUCUUCAUCCCUCGAUCGUCGGUCACCGUCCGAAUUCCUCCAUAGCCGAACCUUCUACACAUUCCUUACCAUUUUACCCCUCCCCUCCCACGUCUGCCUCCGCUUUCCUCCUCCGUGCUAACUGCUAACUGCCUGCCAGCCAACUCAUGGCGGAGGAGUUCGCGAAUGCCGUGGAGGAUGGCCUCCGGCUGUCCAAGCGGAUUUACUUCGGCAAGGACCGCGCCGUGGCGGCGCCGAAGCCGAUAACCCCCAUGGAGAAGGCGGCCAGCUCCUAUCUUCCCUCCGCUCCUAUGCUCUACGCCGUCAUCGAGAACCCUGCCAUCGUUGAUAACCCCGAUAUCCCCAGCUACCAGCCUCACGUGCACGGCAGGUGCGAUCCUCCCGCCCUGAUUCCCCUCCAGAUGAACGCCGUCUCCCUCCAGGUUGACUGCUAUCUCGACACCGCUUUCGUAACCCUCACCGGCUCCUGGCGCGUGCAUUGCGUCAUGGGGAGCCGGAGUUGCGAUUGCUGUUUAGCUAUUCCGAUGGGCGAACAGGGUUCAAUUCUAGGUGUUGAGGUUGAAGUACCAAGGGAACUUUAUUGUACUGAAAUCAUUGCCUUUGAGGAUCAAAAAGAUUCAGGGAAGGUGGCUGCAAAGGUUGAUGAUGGAAACUAUUUGAAGCCCAAUAUUUUUACCCUCAAAAUUCCACAGAUUGAUGGGGGAACAAAUCUGUCAGUCACUAUUAGAUGGUCUCAGAAGUUACUAUACCAUGAUGGGCAAUUCACCCUGAACAUCCCUUUCAAUUUCCCAGAAUAUGUGACUCCAGCUGGAAAGAAAAUUUCAAAAAAGGAAAAGAUAAGUCUGAAUGCAAACUCGUGUCCUGGAGCAGAAGUUUUGUGUAAGACAGCUAGUCAUCCUAUAAAGGAACUACGACGCCAUAGUGGGAAGCAGACCUUCUUGUAUGAAGCAGACGUUCUCAACUGGUCCAGUAAUGAUUUUGUCUUUGCUUACACUAUUUCAACAGGCCAAACCUAUGGCGGUGUGCUUUUGCAAUCUCCUGGAGCACUUGACAUUGACCAAAGAGAGAUGUUCUGCUGCUAUCUUUUUCCAGUAAAUGAGCAGAGCAGAAAGGUAUUCAGAAAGGAAGUGGUAUUUGUUGUUGAUAUUAGUGGCAGCAUGAGAGGAAAACCUAUUGAGGAUACAAAAGCCGCACUCUUUUCAGCACUUUUCAAGCUUGACCCUCAAGACUCAUUUAAUAUCAUAACAUUUAGUGGUGAAACUUACCGAUUUUCAUCAUCUCUUGUGCUGGCAACAAAGGAAUCUAUUCAAAAUGCAAUGGAGUGGAUAAGCGCAAAUUUUAUUGCUGGUGGUGACACAAACAUUUUGAAUCCGCUAAAUCAGGCCAUUGAAAUGUUGUCUGACACGAGCAAAACCAUUCCGAUUAUUUUCCUCAUCACUGAUGGAGCUGUUGAAGAUGAAAGACACAUCUGUGAUGUCAUGAAAAGUCAUCUAACAAAGGACAGGACUAUUUGCCCACGGGUGUAUACUUUGGGCGUUGGACGGUUCUGUAACCAUUAUUUUCUCCACAUGCUUGCAAUGUUGAGUCGUGGCUUUUAUGAUGCGGCUCAUGAUGGAGAAACACUUGAGGCUCGAGUGGAAGGACUGUUUGCCAAAGCAUCAUCCAUCUUUCUUGCAAAUAUUGCCAUUGACUUUGGAAGUCUUGAUCUUGAGGACUUUGAGGUAUAUCCAUCUCAAAUUCCAGAUCUUUCAUCAGAAAGCCCACUGAUUCUCUCAGGCAGAUACCGUGGAGUGUUUCCUGAUAUCCUUACGGCUACAGGUUCCCUUGCAGACAUGAGCAAUUUAUCUGUCGACCUAAAGGUACAAGAGGCAGAGGGCAUGCCCCUUGAUAAGGUAUUAGCACCCCAGCAAAUCAUGAUGCUCACAGCCCAGGCAUGGUUUACUGAGGACAAGGAGCUUGAGGAGAAGAUAGCACAAAUGAGUGUACAAAAUUCUAUUGUUUCUGAGUAUACACGCAUGGCACUGGUAGUGACUGAGAAAACAAAGGGAACUCCAGAGCCAACUAAGAAAACGAAGCAGGGUACAGAUAAACAGAAAACGGAAGAUCCUAAAUCACAAAGGAUUAAAAUAUUCCAGAAUCUUGGCCACGGUUUCGGCAACCUCACUGCCACAGCUGCAAACACUCCCGCAGGAGUUAUCGGGGCAAAACCCGAAGCAUCUGAGGUUUUCGUGAAGGCAGCAUCCAACUGUUGCGGGAAGAUGUGCCACAAAUGCUGCUGCAUGUGCUGUAUCCAGGCAUGUUCCAAGCUGAAUGACCAGUGUGCCAUUGUGCUGACACAGUGUCUCACUGCAUUGGCAUGCUUAAGUUGCUGUACCUGCUGUGAGCUCUGCUGUUCCACAGAAGAUGGAUAAGAAGAGCGCGAUGCGGCCCUGCCAUGAUGUUUGUUGUACAUUGUGUUGUUCAUACGAGGUGAGUAUUGUCAACAUUCAUUACAAUUUGGGAUUGUAUAGUGUAGUGUAAGAAACACCUAUGUCCCAAUGUAGGGCUGUGAUGAAAAUAAGGGCGUGAGAACAAUAGUAAUUAAUCUGUAUAAACAGGAAUGAAGAAACACAAGAUUUGAGUGAGAAA